UCUGAUUCUGAAAGAUCGGAUUCGGAGGCAGAUGGACAGCAUGGAAAUGCGACUUUUGUUGAUUGCUCCAUUCCUAUUCUCUGCCUUUCACUCCCACCACUAUGCAGCUGCCAGCAGAGAUUGUGUGUAUCGUGCUUGAUGAGCUGCGCGACGACGAGGAGGCGCUGAGAGCAUGUGCUGUUGUGUGUACUGGGUGGACGCCGAUUGUGCAAAAGUAUCUCUGGCGGAAGCUCGAGAUAACACUGCACGUACGGACCAAGUCACAUCUACCACCUUUCAAGCCGACAGUCAGGAUAGCGCCCGACAUACGGCCUUUGUACAAAGCAUUCAAGUCGUCACCCCAUCUCGCUGGAAAUGUCAAAGAACUCGCAGUCAAGAUACACGGCGACUACUGGCGCUAUACCUCUCUUUCAACUAUCAUCUCAAACUUCAUCGUCAGCAGAAUAUCCAGGAUAUGGCACCGCUACCUGCCAUUUAUUCUUGAAAGCCUCAUUAACGUCGAACGAUUCUCUUUCACCAAUUACCUUCUACAUCCUUUACUCACCACAUGCCCUGAUACCGUCAGAGACGCGUUCAUUAGCGUACUCCGGCGGCCCGACCCUCAAUACCCUCUCAAUGCCAUUCGGCUCAGCGCUAGAGCUCUUCACAAUGCUCUGCGAAUGCCCCCACCUCUCAAGCCUCUCCGUAGGCAUGAUCACCUGCCGCAGUCACGUCGACCUUUCCCUUUACCCCCGCGUCCCCGCCCUCACACCCAACUCGCUCCUCGUAUCCUGCGGCAAGUUCUGGUACCUCCGUCUCCUCAACCGCGAGUUUCCCUUCCCAGUCGUCGAUCCACUUUGACAACCUCCACCGGAUACAGAUCCAUGUCGGCAUGUGCUACGUCGUCGGCGACGUCAGCGUGGUGAACACCACUGAGGAGGUCAUAAGGAGAAACAGAGCUACUCUUCGGCAUCUUGCGUUGAAUGUCUGCUUAAGUGAACCUCUCACGACCCUCAUUGAUCCAACCACACUCCUCUCCGUCGACUUUCAAAUCCACUCUACCUCGCGCUCAAGUCAAGAGCACCCCGCUCCCAGAUCCUGGCUUGACUGGCUCAUCACCUCCUUCCCCGUC
Desarmillaria tabescens is the source of this 1111-nucleotide messenger RNA. RefSeq lists its product as uncharacterized. Lineage: Eukaryota; Fungi; Basidiomycota; Agaricomycetes; Agaricales; Physalacriaceae. The coding region runs from base 102 to 905 and encodes 267 amino acids. Gene Ontology annotation, molecular function: protein binding. The record is from RefSeq and is a predicted model, not a curated record. The transcript has 3 exons.